AUGCUCGCAACCCACACGGCCAAAGCGGAGAGCGAGCGCACCGCCACCUCCCGCGACAUGACUACUACGCCACUGGUCACGGGCGACAUGACUCUGCUGUCUUUGCCGAAUGAUCUGCUCGCGCGGCUGCUUGCGUCGCUGCCUCACUCGGAGGAUCUCGCUCGCUGUUCGUGUGUGAGCACUACGUUCGCGCAACUCACGCUGAUGGCACUGCGAGACCGGGCCGGAGGUGCUGCAGGCAAUUUCGGGAUCCAGGCUCUUUUGUGGGAGGAGCGUCGCCAACGAUUUGGAAGGCAUCGCUGCGCGGUCGCUGCUGCGUGGUACCACUGCGUUUUUGUAUCCAAUGGGCAGCUCCGUUUGUCGGGCCAGCAGUCGCUCGGGGGCCCUGAAGACGAGGAGCCACCCUAUUGUAUCUUGGGUCAAGGGUCGGAGGCAAAGUUCGGCUUGCCUCGGCAAAUCGACCUCGGAGCAGUGUCCAUCCGCUGCGUCGCGGCCGCACACUCGCACACUCUGGCCGUAUCGGCAAACGGCGAGGUGUACGCCUGGGGCGAGCCCAGCCAUGGCAGGUUGGGAAUGGGUGAAGUCGACGGCGAUUGGGUCAUUGAGCCGCGCAAGGUGGAGGCCCUCUCCAAUGUAGCCCUGGUAUCGGCGUGUGAGGGCACCAGCCUCGCCUUGACCAACGAUGGCGUCCUCUAUUCAUGGGGAGAUGCCGGGUUUGGGCAGCUCGGGCUCUCCGAGCAGGCUGUUCAGCAGGCACCAGGCUAUGUUGACGCGGACCCCUUUCGCUUUGUCUCGGUCCCACAGCGCGUGUCAGCGUUGGACGAGCACAGAAUCGUCGGCGCGGCUAUGGCCCCUUGCACGGCCGCGGCGUGGACUACGAGCGGCGCUUGUUUCGUGUGGGGCCUGCCCGAGAAUCGGGAGCUGCCUGGGAUUUCAGCUUCGGCGGGCGUACAACAUUUGCCUGCACCGAUAAAGGGGCUACCACCUGGUGUCUCGGAUUUGCAACGGCCAGACGCAGUUACGCCCUUCCUUGCUAAGAUCGAUUUGCCUGGCAUCUGUGCCAUAUCGAGUUGUCCUCCGAGUGGAGAAAUUCUGCUCUCGGAGACGGGCGACGCGUACUUUGUUCGAUACUGGCCUGGUUAUGGUUCAGAGUCAGCUCCCAGCCUUCCCUUCCUCGACGCUCGGCUCGACCUGUAUGUUGGGCUCGGAGAGAUCAUAUGUGAGCCUCUCAAGCUUGAUGGAGUGAAUCGAGCGCGAGCCGCCGCGUGCAGCGAGAUCGGCCUCUUCACCAUCGCAUGCCAAGAUGACACUUUUUAUUCCUUUGGAGCCGACAAUGUGGGAUGCCUCGCCGCGCUGGGGCAGGGCAUCGAGGAAGGCCCUCCUGGCGACAACGACAACCCUCUCCUCACUUUUGGCCAAGUCUUGCCCGCAUGA
Messenger RNA from Emiliania huxleyi CCMP1516, 1434 nucleotides. RefSeq lists its product as hypothetical. Lineage: Eukaryota; Haptophyta; Isochrysidales; Noelaerhabdaceae. The coding region runs from base 1 to 1434 and encodes 477 amino acids. The transcript has 2 exons. The record is from RefSeq and is a predicted model, not a curated record. Gene Ontology annotation, molecular function: protein binding.